Perkinsus marinus ATCC 50983 is the source of this 661-nucleotide messenger RNA. Its product is annotated as glutamate dehydrogenase, putative. NCBI's taxonomy places the organism in Eukaryota, Perkinsozoa, Perkinsida, Perkinsidae. The record is from RefSeq and is a predicted model, not a curated record. Bases 1 to 579 code for a protein of 192 amino acids. The transcript has a single exon.
AUGCUUCCACCAACCAAGGGUGGUGUACUUUCCAGCAGUAUGGAAGUGUUCGCCGCUCUUUGCAUGGACACGGCUGAUCAUGACAAGUUCCUGUGUUCUCGUGAUGAGACCAGUGCUCCUCCUGAGUUCUACGAACAAUACGUUCAGGAGAUUCUUGCCGCUGUCCGUCAUAACGCCAAGAUGGAGUUCAAUGGCAUCUGGAAGACUAACCAUGAGGUGAAGUAUCCUGAUGGAUCGAGGUAUAUUCGUAAGACUGAUGCAACCAUCUUAUUGUCGAAGAAGAUCAACGACAUGCAGUCUUAUAUCCUUGGCGUCCUCGAGGAACAUGAUCCUGAGAAUGAUUGGAUGGUUCGUGCUGUUCUCAGACGUUGUGUGCCCAGGUUGCUUCUUGUUCAUUGUGGUUUGGAUAAGAUUGUCGAGAACACUCCCGAGGCUUAUCUCAAUGCUAUGGUUGCCACGUGGAUUGCUGACGAGUUCGUCUACUCUAAUGGUCUACAGACUAGCGAGUUCGGCUUCUUCCAGUUCAUGCGCUCGCUCGAGGAAAAGUCCGAAGGUGAGGUUACCCCUUCUACUAUGUGAUUUACUGAAACUUUCUAUACAAAAGCUAUAUAGGGCAUCGUACAUCUGUUGCCGCCGAAUUUUUUUCUCAAUACUUCGAAGA